Molecule: messenger RNA, 4553 nt
Organism: Chlorocebus sabaeus (green monkey)
Lineage: Eukaryota; Metazoa; Chordata; Mammalia; Primates; Cercopithecidae
Gene: TNK2
Product: tyrosine kinase non receptor 2
Biological process (GO): protein phosphorylation; regulation of keratinocyte differentiation; negative regulation of epidermal growth factor receptor signaling pathway
Molecular function (GO): protein binding; protein serine/threonine/tyrosine kinase activity; ATP binding
Source: RefSeq, a predicted model, not a curated record
GGGAGCCCGCGGAGGCUGCUGCAGCAGCCCGAGCCGGCGCCCGAGGCCGGGGAAGGCCCCCGCGAGCGCGGGGAGGGGCCGGAAAGUUCCGGCGAACUGGGGGAGCGGCAGUGGGAGAGCGUGGGGAGGGAGGCGGUGGUCCUGGGGGCGGCCCCGGAGCGCCGAAGCCGCCCGGAGCUGGUGGGGAGGGCCCGGCCGGUGGGGCCCCGGGGGCCUGCGGGGGAGGGGCGCCUGGGGGUGCAGGAGGCGAAUUGGCUGCCCGGAGUGCAGGAGGGGCAGGUGGUGCGGGCUGUGCAGGAAACCUACCUGAACGGAAAGGAGCCCCAGGAGGGGGAGGGACCCGGCGAGGGGCUCAGGACCCGGAGGCGCCGGCGGAGGAGGAGGUGGUGACUGGCAGGCCGCCGCCCGGGCCCCACGGUGCCUCCGGAGCUGAAGGGAACGCAGGAUGUAGGGGCGUGGGGAGUCGGGCACAGAAGAGUGCGGGGAACCGGGGAGCUCUGCGAGCCACUGCCUGAGGGUAGGCCCGGCCCGCGGGAACGUCUUCUGCUCGCUCAGCCUGGGCAUCGCUGAAGCUGUGUCUGCGGGGAGGCAGCGGAAGGCGGCAGAGGCUGGGAGGCGGCAGCAUGCAGCCGGAGGAGGGCACAGGCUGGCUGCUGGAGCUGCUGUCCGAGGUGCAGCUGCAACAGUACUUCCUGCGGCUCCGAGAUGACCUCAAUGUCACCCGCCUGUCCCACUUUGAGUACGUCAAGAAUGAGGACCUGGAGAAGAUUGGCAUGGGCCGGCCUGGCCAGCGGCGGCUGUGGGAGGCUGUGAAGAGGAGGAAGGCCUUGUGCAAACGCAAGUCGUGGAUGAGUAAGGUGUUCAGUGGAAAGCGACUGGAGGCUGAGUUCCCCCCUCAUCACUCUCAGAGCACCUUCCGGAAGACCUCGCCUGCCCCUGGGGGCCCAGCAGGGGAGGGGCCCCUGCAGAGCCUCACCUGCCUCAUUGGGGAGAAGGACCUGCGCCUCCUGGAGAAGCUGGGCGAUGGCUCCUUUGGCGUGGUGCGCAGGGGCGAGUGGGACGCGCCCUCAGGGAAGACGGUGAGUGUGGCUGUGAAGUGCCUGAAGCCCGACGUCCUGAGCCAGCCAGAAGCCAUGGACGACUUCAUCCGGGAGGUCAACGCCAUGCACUCGCUCGACCACCGAAACCUCAUCCGCCUCUACGGGGUGGUGCUCACGCCGCCCAUGAAGAUGGUGACAGAGCUGGCACCUCUGGGAUCGCUGUUGGACCGGCUACGUAAGCACCAGGGCCACUUCCUCCUGGGGACUCUGAGUCGCUACGCUGUGCAGGUGGCUGAGGGCAUGGGCUACCUGGAGUCCAAGCGCUUUAUUCACCGUGACCUGGCUGCCCGCAAUCUACUGUUGGCUACUCGAGACCUGGUCAAGAUCGGGGACUUUGGGCUGAUGCGAGCACUACCUCAGAAUGACGACCAUUACGUCAUGCAGGAACAUCGCAAGGUGCCCUUCGCCUGGUGUGCCCCCGAGAGCCUGAAGACACGCACCUUCUCCCAUGCCAGCGACACCUGGAUGUUCGGGGUGACGCUGUGGGAAAUGUUCACCUAUGGCCAGGAGCCCUGGAUCGGCCUCAAUGGCAGUCAGAUCCUGCAUAAGAUCGACAAGGAGGGGGAGCGGCUGCCCCGGCCUGAGGACUGUCCCCAGGACAUCUACAACGUCAUGGUCCAGUGCUGGGCUCACAAGCCAGAGGACAGACCCACAUUUGUGGCCCUGCGGGACUUCCUGCUGGAGGCCCAGCCUACGGACAUGCGGGCCCUUCAGGACUUUGAGGAGCCAGACAAACUGCACAUCCAGAUGAAUGACGUCAUCACCGUCAUCGAGGGAAGGGCCGAGAACUACUGGUGGCGUGGCCAGAACACGCGGACGCUGUGUGUGGGACCCUUCCCUCGCAACGUGGUGACCUCCGUGGCCGGCCUGUCGGCCCAGGACAUCAGCCAGCCCCUGCAGAACAGCUUCAUCCACACGGGGCAUGGCGACAGUGACCCUCGCCACUGCUGGGGCUUCCCAGACAGGAUCGACGAACUGUAUCUGGGAAACCCCAUGGACCCCCCCGACCUGCUGAGCGUGGAACUGAGCACCUCCCGGCCCCCCCAGCAUCUAGGAGGGGUGAAAAAACCAGCCUAUGACCCUGUGAGUGAGGACCAGGACCCCCUGUCCAGCGACUUCAAGAGGCUGGGCCUGCGGAAGCCAGGCCUGCCCCGAGGGCUGUGGCUGGCGAAGCCCUCAGCGCGGGUGCCGGGCACCAAGGCCGGCCGAGGCAGCGGGGCCGAGGUCACGCUCAUUGACUUUGGUGAGGAGCCCGUGGUCCCGGCCCUGCGGCCCUGUGCGCCUUCCCUGGCACAGCUGGCCAUGGACGCCUGCUCCCUGCUGGACGAGACCCCGCCCCAGAGCCCCACGCGGGCACUGCCCCGGCCCCUGCACCCCACGCCUGUGGUGGACUGGGAUGCCCGCCCGCUGCCCCCUCCGCCCGCCUAUGACGAUGUGGCCCAGGAUGAGGAUGACUUUGAGGUCUGCUCCAUCAACAGCACCCUGGUGGGCAUGGGGGUCCCUGCUGGGCCCAGCCAGGGCGAGACCAACUACGCCUUUGUGCCUGAGCAGGGGCGGCCGCCCCCUCCCCUGGAGGACAACCUGUUCCUCCCGCCCCAGGGUGGGGGCAAGCCGCCCAGCUCUGCGCAGACCGCAGAGAUCUUCCAGGCACUGCAGCAGGAAUGCAUGAGGCAACUGCAGGUUCCGGCCGGCUCCCUGACCCCCUCUCCCAGCCCAGGGGGUGACGACAAGCCCCAGGUGCCCCCCCGGGUACCCAUCCCCCCUCGGCCCACGCGCCCACACGUCCAGCUGUCUCCAGCCCCCUUGGGCGAGGAGGAGACGGGUCGGUGGCCUGGACCUGCCUCCCCUCCCCGGGUACCUCCGCGGGAGCCCCUGUCCCCUCAAGGCUCAAGGACACCCAGCCCCCUGGUACCACCUGGUAGCUCCCCACUGCCACCCCGACUCUCAAGCUCACCUGGGAAGACCAUGCCCACCACCCAGAGCUUUGCCUCAGACCCCAAGUACGCCACCCCCCAGGUGAUCCAGGCGCCUGGCCCUCGGGCCGGUCCCUGUAUCCUGCCGAUUGUCCGGGAUGGCAAGAAGGUCAGCAGCACCCACUAUUAUUUGCUGCCUGAGCGGCCGUCCUACCUGGAGCGCUACCAGCGCUUCCUGCGUGAGGCCCAGAGCCCCGAGGAGCCGGUCCCCCUGCCUGUGCCCCUGCUGCUGCCCCCACCCAGCACCCCGGCCCCCGCCGCCCCCACGGCCACCGUGCGGCCGAUGCCCCAGGCUGCCUCGGACCCCAAGGCCAACUUCUCCACCAACAACAGCAACCCAGGGGCCCGACCACCAGCCCCGAGGGCCACUGCUCGGCUGCCACAGAGGGGCUGCCCUGGGGACGGACCAGAGGUGGGCCGGCCAGCAGACAAGAUCCAGAUGGCCAUGGUGCAUGGGGUGACCACAGAGGAGUGCCAGGCGGCCCUGCAGAGCCACGGCUGGAGCGUGCAGAGGGCUGCCCAGUAUCUGAAGGUGGAGCAGCUCUUCGGGCUGGGUCUGCGGCCCAGAGGGGAGUGUCACAAAGUGCUGGAGAUGUUCGACUGGAACCUGGAGCAGGCCGGCUGCCACCUUCUGGGCUCCUGGGGCCCUGCCCACCACAAGCGCUGAGACGUGUCUGGAGAGCCAGAGGACCUGGCUGAAGGAAUCGCCUGAGCCUGUCCAUCCACCAGGGGUAGGGAGAUGCUCCCGUCCAGGCCUGGAGGACCUGCUGCUCCCUGUUGCUCCUGGGGACAGAGCAAGGCCAAGGCAGUGGGAGGCUGGGAGCCCCGCCCUGCCCAUCCCUCCCGCACCAGCGCUGUCCCUGCAGACUUUGGUUCGGUGCCCCAGCCAAGAUGAGGAAGGGGCCCGGUGAAGACAGGCCUGGGGGCUGCCCCAGCAGGCUCUGGGUAUGACCUGCCUCUGGCCCGGGUCCUGGGUGGGGCCUGUGGCUGGAGUAGUGUCCCCAAACCCUGCCCUGGGUGACCAGACGGGGAGGAAACCUGACUGGACCUGGGCAGGCAGGAUGUGUUGGCCACAGAGAGAGGCGGACCAGCACCCAGUAGGACCUCCUAGGACUGGGCCUUCUUCCAGGGGGCCCCUGGCAGGCAGUUGGGGUGUCGGGCAGAAUGUGACGUGUGGCCUCACCAUGGACUUGAAUGGGACUUGGCUGGCCUCAGGAUCUCGUGCCUGGAAAUAGCCUGAGGUGGCUCAGGAGGCAGAGAAAGGGUGCCAGACCAUUCUGUGGCGGGGACCAGGGCCCAAGGCCCCAGGGCUGGAAGGAGACCAAGGGGCAGCCACCCUGGAGGGACAUCAGUGCUUCCUCUUCCACCCAACUUCCCGUGCGGUUCCACGUUUUCCCACCAGCCUGUCGGCAAAGUUGCUGCCCCAGCAUUCGGUACCUGCUUCUUCCGGAGAAAUAAAGUUAGUUUCUAUUUUACGUUA